AUGGCUCCCCGGCACGAGGCGCCGCGGCUUCCUGGACUCGUCCAGACACGGGGCGGCGCGCAGGAGAAGCCCAUCGAGCUGCAGGCGGUGGCGGCAGCGGCGGUGGCUGCAGGAGCGGCCGCCGCGCAGGUUGAUGACGCAGGGCGCGUGGUGGGGGGGGGAGCUGUCCGCGCCGGGGCGACGCGAGCAGAUGACGUGCGACGAGCGGAGCGGCUAGGCAGCAUGGCGUCGGUGGUGCUGAGCGAGGCUGAGAAGGUGUAUAUCGUGCACGGCGUUCAGGAGGACCUCCGUGUGGAUGGCCGUGGCUGUGAGGACUACCGAUGUGUCGAAGUAGAAACCGACGUGGUGUCUAACACCAGUGGGUCUGCCAGGGUCAAGCUGGGUCACACAGACAUCUUGGUGGGAGUGAAAGCAGAAAUGGGGACACCGAAGCUAGAGAAACCAAAUGAAGGUUACUUGGAGUUCUUCGUUGACUGUUCAGCCAAUGCUACCCCUGAAUUUGAAGGUCGAGGAGGUGAUGACCUUGGCACAGAGAUUGCUAACACCCUCUACCGGAUAUUUAACAACAAGAGCAGCGUCGACCUGAAGUCCCUCUGCAUCAGCCCCCGGGAGCACUGCUGGAUCCUCUACGUGGACGUGCUGCUGCUGGAAUGUGACGGGAAUCUGUUCGACACCAUCUGCAUUGCUGUGAAGGCUGCUCUCUUCAACACAAGGAUACCGAGAGUUCGUGUUCUAGAGGAUGAAGAGGGGUCCAAGGACAUUGAACUCUCAGAUGACCCUUAUGACUGCAUCCGGCUAAGUGUGGAGAAUGUCCCCUGCAUUGUCACCCUGUGCAAGAUUGGCUAUCGGCAUGUCGUGGAUGCUACUCUUCAAGAGGAGGCCUGCUCCUUGGCCAGCUUGCUGGUGUCCGUGACCAGCACGGGAGUCGUGACGUGCAUGAGAAAAGUGGGGAAGGGCAGCCUGGACCCAGAGAGCAUCUUCGAGAUGAUGGAGACCGGCAAGCGAGUGGGCAAGGUGCUGCACGCCUCCCUGCAGAGCGUCCUACACAAGGAGGAGAGCCUGGGGCCCAAGAGACAGAAAGUCGGCUUCCUGGGAUGAUUUGGACAUCAGUGCAAAUGCGGGGUGUUUGGGGUUUUUUUUUGCUUUUCCUUUUAAGCCACAGUUUGUAUAUAUUUUUCUUAUCUGUUAUAAAUUUGAGGCAACAUUUGUACAUGUAAAAUAAAGUAUAUUUUCUAGUC
Messenger RNA from Lutra lutra (Eurasian river otter), 1238 nucleotides. RefSeq names its product exosome component 7 (gene EXOSC7). The transcript is spliced from 8 exons. Gene Ontology annotation, biological process: nuclear polyadenylation-dependent mRNA catabolic process; U5 snRNA 3'-end processing; TRAMP-dependent tRNA surveillance pathway. Bases 1 to 1098 code for a protein of 365 amino acids. Lineage: Eukaryota; Metazoa; Chordata; Mammalia; Carnivora; Mustelidae. The record is from RefSeq and is a predicted model, not a curated record. Gene Ontology annotation, cellular component: cytoplasmic exosome (RNase complex); nuclear exosome (RNase complex).